CCAGCGAUUAAAACGUGCGGACCCCAUGACUCACUGAUCCAAAAAGUCGCUGAUCCUUGCGCUCUUUUUAAUUUCCUCUAAACUGCGAUGCCUUUAAAUCUUUUCUCAGUCAGCAGUUGCCUUUUAAAAUGUUUGAAAUCUUUUCAUUACAACCCGCAAAGAGGAUUUAGAGGUGGAGCAGCUUCCUUAAACUCGGUGAGCUUAAAAGGUCGCAGUUGUCUCACACUUAAAGAUUUCAGCUCCGAUGAAAUCAAGAGGCUGCUGUGGGUAUCAGCGGACCUCAAGCAUCAGAUAAAACAUGGAAAGCAGUAUCUGCCUCUUCUGCAAGGAAAGGCGAUUGCAAUGAUAUUUGAGAAGAGGAGCACCAGAACAAGAAUGUCCACAGAAACAGGUUUUGCUUUGUUGGGUGGACACCCCUGCUUCCUAACCUCACAGGACAUCCACUUAGGAGUAAAUGAAAGCUGCACCGAUACGGCAAGGGUUCUCUCUGGACUUUGCGAUAUCGUUUUGGCACGGGUUUACAGUCACUGCACACUGGAGGAGCUGGAUCGAGAGGCUUCCAUCCCCAUCAUUAAUGGACUCUCUGAACUUUAUCACCCCAUCCAGAUUCUGGCAGACUUCCUCACCUUACAGGAGCAUUAUGGGUCUCUUAGUGGACUUACAGUGAGCUGGAUUGGAGAUGGAAACAAUGUCCUCCACUCCUUCAUGAUGACUGCUGCCAAACUGGGGGUUCAUCUAAAAGUUGCCACACCAAAGGGUUAUGAACCAGACAAGGGUGUAACUGAAGAGGCGCAGAGGCUGUCCAAACAACACGGGACCCAACUUGUUCUGACCUCAGAUCCGAUGGAGGCUGCCCAUGGCAGCAAUGUAUUGGUCACCGACACCUGGGUCAGCAUGGGCCAGGAAGAGGAGAAGAAAAGGAGGCUAAAAGAUUUCCAUGGCUACCAGAUUACAAUGGAGGCAAGCAAGAGGCUUGUUUUAUUCAAACUUUCAGCUAAAUUACUCUAUAGUGCCUUCUCAUACAUAUCACUUGAGCCUUUUCCUAUAUUUUCUCAUGUUACUACCACCAAAUGGUGCAGUGUUACUCAUUUUCCUGAGGCUGAGAAUAGGAAAUGGACCAUCAUGGGUUUGAUGGUUUCUCUUUUGACCGACUACACUCCACAGAUCUCUAUGCCAAAGUUUUAAACUUAAGGUGGAAUUUAUUUUGGACCUACUGAUGAAGCAACAUGUGUUAGCAAAAUUUGUGUUUACUUUUAUAAUUGUUAUAUUUAUUAACAAGGAAACAGUUUCUGAGUUAUUACAAUUUAUUUCCAUCUAUCUGAACUCGAUGGAGGGUGCCAGCAAUAUAUUAAAGGAUUGUGUGAGUUGUGAUUGAUUCAUGUUGUAGUAAGGUCACAACUUUAUCCAAAAGCGUUAAAAUCCAUUUUGAGAGAUAAUUUUGUUAGAUUAACCUGAGUUCAGUUCAGACGUUGGUCUGAUUUGUUUUGUGCAAGUGCGACACCAAGUGGUCAAAGUCAGUAACGCGUCCCGGUGUCUGAUUGGAAGACGGUAGAUGACGUGUUUUGCUUGGGAUGGGAGUUACG
Molecule: messenger RNA, 1583 nt
Organism: Gambusia affinis (western mosquitofish)
Lineage: Eukaryota; Metazoa; Chordata; Actinopteri; Cyprinodontiformes; Poeciliidae
Gene: otc
Product: ornithine transcarbamylase
Exons: 10
Coding region: 88-1185 (365 amino acids)
Biological process (GO): L-citrulline biosynthetic process
Cellular component (GO): mitochondrion
Molecular function (GO): ornithine carbamoyltransferase activity; amino acid binding
Source: RefSeq, a predicted model, not a curated record